Molecule: messenger RNA, 647 nt
Organism: Fomitopsis serialis
Lineage: Eukaryota; Fungi; Basidiomycota; Agaricomycetes; Polyporales; Fomitopsidaceae
Exons: 1
Coding region: 414-620 (68 amino acids)
Source: RefSeq, a predicted model, not a curated record
GAAAGCCUCGCUGCGCAUGUACUCAUCCAGCCUCUGCCCCUCUUCCAUACUAACCUCAACCAACUCCAAUGCGCGCUCCUCGGCCGCCCCAUCACCGGACUCCGACACAACUCGCCACCACCGCGCCCGUCCGCGGUAGCUCGAGCAUCUAGGAGCAUCGAAGUCCUCGACCAUGUACCCACACGACACGGCGGCGUAGCGGAGAGUCGGGAUCCGUUCCGCAAGCAGCCUAGGAGCCGCAUCGCACAGCGCCUCCCACUCGCUGUCUCCGUACUCGGAUUCAGAGUCAGCCUGAGGACCGGGGAACUCGUCUCGGACACUCUUGAGUUGCUCGACAAGCUUGAGCCUGACACAGAUUAUGUUACUCGCGGAGAGGAGCGGGAGGCAUUUGUCCUGUGGCGGAAUGUAUCAGAAUGGGGAUGGAGGGUACGGUAAUCAGUGAGAACUCUCCAGCCAUCUCUGCGCCUUGUCGGCAAGGUCAUGCAUCAGCACGUCGAGGUAUCGUAGACGCGCACCUGGGCGCUCAAAUAACUCCGCAAGCCGCCUCCAAAGUGCCCUGUCGCCGUAGUGGAACCGAAUCGAGAAGACCACGGGAUGUGUCGCGCACACUGUGGCGAUAACGAUAUUAUAGAGCCAGGACCGACCGU